AUGACUACAUUUGAAAUUGUAGUUUUGGCAACACUGGUAGCAGUGAUUAAUCCAAUGAUGUGGAAAACAUCAGUUGUCACCGCGUCAGAUCGUUUAUUUCCCGGUUUGGCAUAUCACGAUCGAAAAAAGGAAUUUUAUGAUAUAGGAAAUCAGAUACAAUCCAAUUUGCCCCUUCAAAUGGCACUGUAUUUUAAUGUAUGGAUGUAUCCCGUAUGGUUUUUUGUAAUACUUAUCAAUUUAGAUGCAAAAUACUAUUACUUGACAGAUGUAUACAAAUUUAUAACUGUAGCCGUAUUUAUUAUUAUAUCAGUAUUGGAAAGUAUACGGUUGUAUUUGGGAUAUCUUGGAAAUCUAGCAGAGAAGAUUCCAGAAUUGGCAAGCUUUUGGCUGAUAUCUACUCUCAUACAUUUUCCUUUAGAAAUGUUCCUUCUUUUCGAUAACAAAACCAGACCUCAUUUUAGCGAAACAAUUACUAACAGUAUCAUGGCGUUUCUACUCAUUACAGAAAUUAUAUCAGCUACUGUAGCUUUAAAGAAGUCGGCAGACCAUCAUGCUAAAAGAUUUUAUGUUGCACAAUUAUAUGGGAUUGAUGAUAGUAGACAUUAAUGUAAUAUACAUUACUUUAUUGCUUUCAAUUUAACAAUAUUGCAUUAUUAAUAUAAUGCUAAAAGACUUAAUGACUGCAUUCGGAAAUGUCGCUCGGAUGCCUCGCAGCCAAUGUAAUAUGAUGUAAAUGAUAUGUUACAUUUGAAUAGAAACUAAUUUUUGUACUUGGUUGGAAUCUAUAGAAAUGUAAUAUAGGUAUAAGAAUUUAUGAUUUUAUGCUAAUAAACAUGCAUAACAUUUCUUAGCUUCGUUGUUCUUCUUUCUUUAAUUUUAAAUGUAAUCUAUAUAUCUUU
This is a messenger RNA of Atta colombica, 899 nucleotides long. Its product is annotated as transmembrane protein 17B-like. The transcript is spliced from 5 exons. The coding region runs from base 1 to 606 and encodes 201 amino acids. NCBI's taxonomy places the organism in Eukaryota, Metazoa, Arthropoda, Insecta, Hymenoptera, Formicidae. Gene Ontology annotation, biological process: non-motile cilium assembly. The record is from RefSeq and is a predicted model, not a curated record. Gene Ontology annotation, cellular component: ciliary transition zone.